This is a messenger RNA of Colletotrichum graminicola M1.001, 486 nucleotides long. RefSeq names its product translation initiation factor eIF-1A. Gene Ontology annotation, biological process: translational initiation. The transcript has 3 exons. Bases 1 to 486 code for a protein of 161 amino acids. The record is from RefSeq and is a predicted model, not a curated record. NCBI's taxonomy places the organism in Eukaryota, Fungi, Ascomycota, Sordariomycetes, Glomerellales, Glomerellaceae. Gene Ontology annotation, cellular component: cytoplasm. Gene Ontology annotation, molecular function: translation initiation factor activity; RNA binding.
AUGCCCAAGAACAAGGGAAAGGGAGGAAAGAACCGCAGACGUGGCAAGAACGAGUCCGACCACGAGAAGCGUGAGCUCACCUUCAAAGAAGAUGGCCAAGAAUACGCCCAGGUCGUAAAGAUGCUCGGUAACGGCCGCCUCGAGGCCCAGUGUUUUGACGGCGUCAAGCGCCUUGCCAACAUCCGCGGCAAGCUCCGCAAGAAGGUCUGGAUCAACCAGGGAGACAUCAUCCUGCUCUCCCUGCGUGAGUAUCAGGACGAUAAGGGCGACGUCAUUCUCAAGUACACCGCCGACGAGGCCCGCUCCCUCAAGGCGUACGGCGAGUUGCCCGAGUCCGCAAAGAUCAACGAGACGGACACGUACGGCGCCGAGGGCGACGGCGACUGCAACUUCGAGUUCGACGACGAUCGCGAUUCCGAGGAGUCCGAGGACGAGGCUGCUGGUGGCGCAGGCGGCAAGAAGGACGUCGACAUUGACGACAUCUAA